Messenger RNA from Emiliania huxleyi CCMP1516, 219 nucleotides. RefSeq lists its product as hypothetical. The record is from RefSeq and is a predicted model, not a curated record. Bases 1 to 219 code for a protein of 72 amino acids. NCBI's taxonomy places the organism in Eukaryota, Haptophyta, Isochrysidales, Noelaerhabdaceae. The transcript is spliced from 2 exons.
AUGCCCGCCUCCGGGCUUUUUUUGGUUUGCCCCGGCGCCGCGACUUUCUACAAGCGCCACCCCCCGGGGAGGCGCCGCCGGGCGUUAUCUGGCGCCUCCUGCUGCCCCUUCCCCGCAAAGGCGCGCCGCGGCCCAUCAACUCCCCGCGUCUCGGAGGUGAGCGUCACGCCUCCGCCUGACCUCGGCCUCGAACAUCGGCCUAAAACCUCGGAGCUGUGA